GGGACCCACAGCCCUCCCAGCCCCAGGAGGAGGAGCAAGGUUGUCCAGUGGGCUUCGGGCUCCAGUGGUGCGGCAUCUAAUUUGAUUUCGCAGAACUGUAGCCCUUCGAGGCCAGGUUCUCCUACUUCCCUUUUCCAGAACGAAGUGGAGAAUCUUUCAUCUCUUACCGGAGCUGAUGUCCCAUCCUUAAUCAUUCCCCUCCUAACUUAGUAAUAAUAGUAUUAAGGAUAACGGUUAGUAGAAUUUUUGAAUGCAAAACUUGCCAGAACAACGUCAAUACUGGCAACAUAGAGAUGAACAUGGCUAGACCUCGGGGAUCAGUUGAGGCUGGUUAGCUAACGAAGGGCGCCAAGCAGCUGUUUGUAAGAAUAAUACAAUAUCACAUUCGCGUUAAAAAAAACCGUGUUAAAAUAUUUUUUUAGUUCAUUAAAUUGUUCAUCAAAGAUCUUUACCAGUCAAAAACAUUGCCAUAGCUUUACAGUGGCUUUUUAAGUUGUAUAUUUUCAUAUUAUGUACAUACAAAUUGUCCUCACUCCCACUGAGUGCUAAUUCUUUUUUUCCUUGAAACAUGUCUCAAGUCACCCUUUUGUUUUCCUGCUUUUGAUAAUGAGUAUAGAGAAAUAUUUCCCUAUUAUGAGAAAAGCAACAGCAAUUUAAGGAUAAAUGGCAACCGAAACUGCUUCAGUUAGAAACUGUAGGGUCUGGUGGGAAAACUUCACUUGAAUAGAACAGACCUGGUUUUAUGCUUUGAGUCCAAAUUAAGAUCUAGAUUGCAUGGCUAGUGUGUAAUACUCCCUACUCAUGUGGUUAUUGUUCUGCAGAGGGCUAGAAAGCUGCAAGUUUUGCUUUUGUCCUAAACCAUUUGUAACCAUGGACUUGCCAGAUGACAGCCAGUGGGAUGAAACCACCUGUGACUUAGCUGUUUGUCAGCAUCCACAGUGUUGGGCAACUAUCCGCCGGAUAGAGAGGGGCCACCCUCGAAUCCUGGGCUCACCUUGCAAAACUUCUCUGGAUGCUAACGAGAAACUCCCAGUGCUCACCACUGUAAACAUCUCAGAUUCCUACUUCCGGGCCAAGAGACGUGCUCAUCGUCAUUUAUCAGGAUUUACCUUCACUAAGCCUCACUCUUUAUUGUAUCAGGGUUCAAAGUUUGACUCCAAAUUUCAAGGCAGGCCUCAGAAGGAUUUACCUGACAAAGAUUUGAUCAGCUGUACUGAUAGACCUCCAAAAAUAGGUCACAGAUUGAGAAAGCUUCCAGUGCUGAAUUUGAAUGAAACACAACUUCCCUGCCCUCAAGAUGUUGGAAAUAUGAUUGUAAUCUGGAUCCCUGAAGAACCAGAGAAGCAUGUGAGUCCAGCUGAGAAGAGUAUGGUUCCCAGCCAGGAUGGGAAGAAGAAAAGAAAGACAUCUACAGAGAAAGACAAGCCACCUUGGGUUCUCUCUAGAAAGCAGAACACAGAAACACAGUUGAGACCUCCAGGGGUAAUUGUGCCUCCCUCCUCCCCAGCACACACGUUUGAGCAACUAAGUUCAGAAUUCUUUCCUUUUUGGAACCAAUUUGACAUGUUACCUCAGGAACUACUGAAGUAUCUUUUGUCAGAUGAAGGUAAAACCAACCUUAGUCCAGAGAUGAAGACACAAUUGGCCAUGAUGAAAAAGAAACCUCCAUUGGAAAAGAGCCGACCUGACAGUGCCAUUUCUGCUAAGAUGUUUUUAUCUGUACACCGCCUCACCCUGCAAAGACCAGCGUUGAGAUAUCCUGAACAUUUUAGGAAACUACAUUAUAACCUGAAGACAGAAGGCAGGUUUUCUGCUGCUGCCAGGUCUCCAGGUCAUAAGAAGCCACCGCAGCAGCAGGAACAGCGGCAGCAGAAGCAGCAACAGAGGAAGGUGAAGACACCUACUAAGAAACAGGAAGCUAAAAAGAAACCUGAGAGUGAUCCAGGGACCGAAAGCACUUUGUAUAAACAUGUUGGUGCCAUGGCUUAUGACCCGUGCUAUUGUCACAGAACUCUACCAGGUUGUGAGAGUGACGAAAAGCAGCAGCAGCCGAUGAAGAUAAAUGGCCCCACUUUGAAACAGGAUUCUACAGAGAGACCACAGGUGGACUAUGCUGAGAACUACCUGGAUUCCGUCCCCAAUGAACAGAAUCCUGAACUGUCCAAGGAAGAACCCACUAACGAGGACAUCGGUACUCAGAUGGAGGUUGUGCAGGAAGCCCAAGAAAAUACUCCAAAGGACCUUUCAGCCAGUAUGUCUAGAACAAGUUGGAACCCUGAGCUCAAACUACUGAAGAUUCUUCAGGGCACUGAUUAUGAAGACGAGGAGAACCAGGCCUCUGGGAUACAGAGUGAAGGGUCUAUGGAGGCAUAGGCAGAAGACAUCAAUGGGGUGGCCUUAUUUCACAGCAGGAUGCUUAGAAUGCUGAGGACAGUGACCUUGGAAACAAGGACUGAAAGGAGAGGGGACUUCUGCUCCUUGGAACCUUUACCAGGGCCUGAGCUUAGGGAUUCUGUUUGCUUCACUCACUUCUACUUGCCUCUAAAAUAAGUAAGGGAGAAACUUAGAUUUUUUUUCUCUUCCAUUAGGGCCAAAAUAAUUUUGGGGAUUAAACACAGCU
Pteropus alecto (black flying fox) is the source of this 2620-nucleotide messenger RNA. RefSeq names its product chromosome unknown C9orf43 homolog (gene CUNH9orf43). The record is from RefSeq and is a predicted model, not a curated record. NCBI's taxonomy places the organism in Eukaryota, Metazoa, Chordata, Mammalia, Chiroptera, Pteropodidae. The transcript is spliced from 13 exons. The coding region runs from base 802 to 2373 and encodes 523 amino acids.